This is a messenger RNA of Mugil cephalus (flathead mullet), 788 nucleotides long. RefSeq lists its product as uncharacterized. Lineage: Eukaryota; Metazoa; Chordata; Actinopteri; Mugiliformes; Mugilidae. The record is from RefSeq and is a predicted model, not a curated record. The transcript is spliced from 5 exons. The coding region runs from base 19 to 648 and encodes 209 amino acids.
CUCACAGGUCUGAAGAGAAUGACUCAGGAGUUUAUUAUGUUGACUCUAAAAAAGGGUAGAGUUUUCUAUACAUCUUAUGAACUCUCAGUGUUUGACCCUGUCCCAUCUCUUGCAGUGGAAACACAGAGUGUGAGCUCUGAGAGCUGCUCCCUGCUGUGUUCGGUGGACCCAGCUGAAGAGACCACACUGUCCUGGUACAAAGACGAGAAGAUCAUGAACCAGAGCAGCCCUACUGUCUUUCUCUCUGUACUCAAGCAGGACUUCAACUCUUCAUUCAGAUGUGUGGCUUCCAACCCUGCAGAGAACAAGACUCUUCCAGUCGAUGUGACCAUGUUCUGCAGAGAAAAGAAGAGCCAAGGAUCAGAUUUGAUUCCCAUUGUAAUCUCUGUUGGCAUUGUUGUUGUUCUUGUUGGACUGGCUGCCUGCUUCAUCAAAUGCAAGUAUCUUAACCCAAAGAAGACAAUGAGUCAAGCACAAGUGGUGGACAACGAUUCAGACGUGCAGUAUACUGAUGUGAACAUAUGCAGACGUGUUCAGGGAGAGAAUUUCCCGGACUCUUCAGAGACCGUUGAUCGUCCGAAUCUGUCGACAGUCUACGAUCAGCUGGAGGCUCAUCGCAUGUUGCCUGAUCCUGCUCAGACCACCUGAGACAAUAUUAAGGGAUUUCCAUCUUUGAUCUUUAAAUGAACUAUUGGUCGUAUGUACAUUUCAUUGUUUAAUAUUUAUUGUAUUGCUUUGUUUGUAUUUACCUGCACUUUUUACUAAAUACAUUCCUGAUUCCUCUUCCA